AUGCGUAGGUUCAGCAGUACAUUUUACCCCAGAUAAUGUGUGGUCAUUGAAUUUCUUUUCUCUUGCCUUUUGAGGGGUAUUCAUAUAAGUGAACGGCGUGUGUUCAGAUCUAAUGCAAGGAGGAUUUGUUGAGUACUUACCAACGUUCAAGAACUGACCUAGGCACCAGGAACACAAGUGUAUAAGAGAUAAUUCUAAGACAUCUCCAGGAUUGUAAGGAAGGAGAUAAAUAGUGAUUCUCAUCAUUUAUUGAGCACUUGAUGUGUUCCAGGCAUUGUUUAAGCCCUUCAGAGAAUUUACUUCAUUCAGUUUUUUAAUGACCUGUGCAGCAGGUACUGUAUUUCCUAUUUAGCAGAUGAGGAAAAUAAGACUUGGCAGAGCAGGCAGUUCUGGCCAAGCAAGAGACUAAGCAGGAUUGCUGCAUGAAAACUGAGCUGCUAAGGGAAGAUACACCUAUGGCUGCUGAUGAAGGUUCCACGGAGAAACAGACAGGAGAGACUCCCCUGGCUGCAGAUGGAGAAACCAAUGGGUCUUGUGACAAGAGUGGUGACACCAGCCUUCCAAAUGCACCCACACAUACUCAGGAGAGCACAAGAGCUAGCCCACAGGAAGGAACCAACAGAGCAUCUCGGGUGGCUGAAAAUGGUCUUUCAGAAAGAGACACAGAAGUGGGAAAGCAAAACCAUGUCACAGCUGACGACUUCCUGCAGACUUCCGUCAUUGGCAGCAAUGGAUAUUUCUUAAAUAAACCAGCCCUGCAGGGGCAGCCCUUGAGGACUCCCAACACUCUAGCCUCCUCGCUUCCUGGUCAUGCAGCAAAAACUCUUCCUGGAGGGGCCAGUAAAUGCAGGACUCCAAGUGCACUUCCUCAGACACCAACCACAGCACCUGCUGUGCCUGGGGAAGGGAGUGUAGAUGCCGAGGACAGGAAGCCUACAGCCUCAGGCACUGAUGUCAGGGUUCACAGGGCACGCAAGACCAUGCCGAAGUCCAUCCUGGGCCUGCAUGCAGCCAGCAAAGACCACAGAGAAGUUCGAGACCAUAAGGAACCAAAAGAGGAUAUCAACAGAAACAUUUCUGAAUGUGGACGACAGCAGCUUUUACCAACCUUCCCAGCCCUCCACCAGUCGCUACCUCAGAACCAAUGCUACAUGGCCACCACAAAGUCCCAGACAGCUUGCUUGCCUUUUGUUUUAGCAGCUGCAGUAUCUCGGAAGAAAAAACGAAGAAUGGGAACUUAUAGCUUAGUUCCCAAGAAAAAGACCAAAGUAUUAAAGCAAAGGACGGUGAUUGAAAUGUUUAAGAGCAUAACUCAUUCCACUGUGGGCGCUAAGGGCGAGAAAGCCUUGGGUGACAGUGCCCUGCAUGUAAAUGGGGAAAGCUUGGAGAUGGAUUCAGAAGAUGAAGACUCAGAUGAGCUGGAGGAUGACGAGGACCAUGGAGCUGAGCAGGCUGCUGCAUUUCCCACCGAGGACAGUAGGACUUCUAAAGAGAGCAUGUCUGAGACUGACCGUGCUGUGAAGAUGGAUGGAGAUUCAGAGGAGGAGCAGGAGUCCCCCGACACAGGGGAGGAUGAAGACGGCGGAGAUGAGUCUGACCUGAGUUCUGAAUCCAGUAUGAAGAAGAAAUUUCUCAAGAGGAGAGGGAAGACUGACAGCCCCUGGAUCAAGCCUGCUCGGAAAAGGAGGCGGAGAAGUAGAAAGAAGCCAAGCAGCGUGCUUGGUUCUGAGGCUUGUAAGUCAUCUCCAGGAAGCACAGAGCAGGCAGCUCUGGGAGACAGUGCUGGGUAUAUGGAAGUUUCCCUGGAUUCCCUGGAUCUCCGUGUCAGAGGAAUUCUGUCUUCCCAGACCGAAAAUGAAGGGCUGACCAAUGGUCCGGAUGUGCUGGAGACGGAUGGCCUCCAGGAAGUGCCUCUCUGCAGCUGCCGCAUGGAAACCCCCAAGAGCCGCGAGAUCAGCACCCUGGCCAACAACCAGUGCAUGGCCACUGAGAGCGUGGAUCACGAAUUGGGCCGGUGUACAAACAGCGUGGUCAAGUAUGAGCUGAUGCGCCCAUCCAACAAAGCACCACUCUUGGUGCUGUGUGAAGACCAUCGGGGUCGCAUGGUGAAGCACCAGUGCUGUCCUGGCUGCGGCUACUUCUGCACUGCGGGUAACUUCAUGGAGUGUCAGCCUGAGAGCAGCAUCUCUCAUCGUUUCCAUAAGGACUGUGCCUCUCGAGUCAACAAUGCCAGCUACUGUCCCCAUUGUGGGGAAGAGACUUCCAAGGCCAAAGAGGUGACCAUAGCAAAAGCAGACACAACUUCCACAGUGACGCUGGCCUCUGGACAGGAGAAGAGCUUGGCUUCUGAGGGCAGGGCUGACACAACCACGGGCAGCACUGCUGGAGCCCCAGAGGACGACAAAUCUCUGCAGAGCACAGUCCCCCAGGCACCAGAGUGCUUCGAUCCUGCAGGGCCAGCUGGGUUCGUGAGGCCAACUUCUGGCCUUUCCCAGGGCCCAGGAAAGGAAACCUUGGAAAGUGCUCUAAUCGCUCUGGACUCUGAAAAACCCAAGAAGCUUCGCUUCCACCCAAAGCAGCUGUACUUCUCAGCCAGGCAGGGUGAGCUGCAGAAGGUGCUUCUCAUGCUGGUUGAUGGAAUUGAUCCCAAUUUCAAAAUGGAGCAUCAGAGUAAGCGUUCCCCAUUGCAUGCUGCUGCUGAGGCUGGCCACGUGGACAUCUGCCACAUGCUGGUUCAGGCCGGGGCCAAUAUUGACACUUGCUCAGAAGAUCAGCGGACCCCAUUGAUGGAGGCUGCAGAAAACAACCACUUGGAGGCAGUGAAGUACCUCAUCAAGGCCGGAGCACAGGUGGACCCGAAGGAUGCAGAGGGCUCCACGUGUUUGCAUUUGGCUGCCAAGAAAGGCCACUAUGAUGUGGUUCAAUAUCUGCUUUCAAAUGGACAGAUGGAUGUCAACUGCCAGGAUGAUGGUGGUUGGACACCUAUGAUCUGGGCUACUGAGUACAAGCACGUGGACCUGGUGAAGCUGCUGCUGUCCAAAGGUUCUGAUAUCAAUAUCCGGGACAAUGAGGAGAACAUUUGUCUGCACUGGGCAGCAUUCUCAGGCUGUGUGGACAUAGCUGAAAUACUUCUGGCUGCCAAGUGUGACCUGCAUGCCGUGAACAUCCAUGGAGACUCACCUCUGCACAUUGCAGCCAGAGAGAAUCGCUACGACUGUGUUGUCCUCUUUCUUUCUCGGGAUUCAGAUGUGACUUUGAAAAACAAGGAAGGAGAGACUCCCUUGCAGUGUGCAAGCCUCAACUCCCAGGUGUGGAGUGCUCUGCAGAUGAGCAAAGCGCUUCGGGACUCAGCCCCUGACAAGCCUGUUGCUGUUGAGAAGACGGUGAGCAGAGACAUUGCUCGAGGGUAUGAACGCAUUCCCAUUCCCUGUGUCAAUGCUGUGGAUAGCGAGUUAUGUCCCACCAACUAUAAGUACGUCUCCCAGAACUGCGUGACAUCUCCCAUGAACAUUGACAGGAACAUCACUCAUUUACAGUACUGCGUGUGCGUAGAUGACUGCUCCUCUAGCACCUGCAUGUGUGGCCAGCUCAGCAUGCGCUGCUGGUACGAUAAGGACGGCCGUCUCCUGCCUGAGUUUAACAUGGCAGAACCACCCUUGAUCUUCGAGUGCAAUCAUGCCUGCUCGUGCUGGAGGAACUGCCGCAAUCGUGUGGUGCAGAAUGGUCUCAGGGCCAGGCUGCAGCUUUAUCGGACACAGGACAUGGGCUGGGGUGUGCGGUCCCUCCAGGAUAUCCCACUGGGCACUUUUGUCUGCGAAUACGUAGGGGAGCUGAUUUCAGACUCUGAAGCUGAUGUUCGGGAAGAGGACUCCUACCUCUUUGAUCUUGACAAUAAGGAUGGAGAGGUAUACUGCAUUGAUGCUCGGUUUUAUGGGAAUGUCAGCCGGUUCAUAAACCACCACUGCGAGCCCAACCUUGUGCCUGUGCGCGUGUUCAUGUCACACCAGGACCUGCGGUUUCCCAGGAUCGCCUUCUUCAGUACCCGCCUGAUCCAGGCUGGGGAGCAGCUGGGGUUCGACUAUGGGGAACGCUUUUGGGACGUCAAGGGCAAGCUCUUCAGUUGCCGGUGUGGGUCUCCCAAGUGUCGGCACUCCAGUGCAGCCCUAGCCCAGCGGCAAGCCAGUGCAGCCCAGGAGGCUCAGGAGAAUGGCCUUCCAGAUACCAGCUCUGCAGCUGCUGCUGACCCCCUAUGAAUUGCCAGUGGGGCCAGUGGGACCUUCAGAAUCAUAUUUUGGUGACUGCAAUUUAGAGAGGAAAAUCUGCACAAGAUGUCCAAGAGGAGCUGGAGGUGUGGACACCUCCCAGGAAUGUUCUGGGCCUGAGGCGGUUCAGCUGGCCCAGUGCUCAGGCCAGAGCACUUUUCUGGUCCUGCACCUCAGAGACCCGACUCCAUGUUGCGUAACUUGUGAGUUCCUGGUGGUGGCUGUCGCUGCAGUGCUCCCAUUUCUCCUGGCCUCUGAGGCCCUUGCUCCACUGCCAGGUUGUUUGUAUGCUGUCUGGUCAGGCUCCUGUAAGGCACUCACCAAGGCCACCGUCACCUACAAGCUGCUCCGUUAGACCUGCUGCCCACAGCCUGUGUUGCUGGCACCAGCUCCCAGGUGCCACCAGAAGACACUAGCUCCCUUACAGCCUUGGAGAGGUUGGCUGACCCACCACUCACUUUGAUGAAAUGUGGGUUUGCUUUUUAAAGAAAUUCUAUAUCUAGCCCUAUAUAUCAAGCCUCUUACUGGUGUUUCUUUGCAAGGAAGCAGGUUGGUGGAUGCAGGCAGACCCUGCACCGGCCCCAGCCAGUUCCGUUGAUGCAGGCACCUUUUGUUGAUUUCUAAGCCACAUGCUAUGAUGAUGAAUAAACUCGUUGGUUUUCUACCAUUACGAACAUUAGGACAAAGAGUAAAAACACAAAACAGACAACGGUGCUGAAUCUGGUGUGGUUUCUACUCACCACGUGAAAAUAAACUAUCAACUGUAAAAAGAGAACAAAAUGAUUUUAGAAUAAAGUGCAGGAAAAACUUUUUUAAAAUGUUAGUCUUGUAGUUGAAUAAAUUUGCCGUCACCUUUUGUGUGAUGGCCUGGCAGGUCAUGUACUUUUUUUUGGCAUAUACCUUUCUAAAUACUGUAAUUAGUGCAGCGACAGUGGGGUUUUUUUUGUGUGACUCUUCUAAAACAUUCAUAAUGCAGUCAUGUUUAUUUUUUUCUGUUAAAAUGUUUUUGACAGUUUUAAGAGCAGUCUUUUGGCUCAGACCAUUUCUUGUUCUGUUUUCAAUGAAAUCAAUAAAAAAGUACUUUAAACGGA
Messenger RNA from Onychomys torridus (southern grasshopper mouse), 5353 nucleotides. RefSeq names its product euchromatic histone lysine methyltransferase 1 (gene Ehmt1). Gene Ontology annotation, molecular function: zinc ion binding; p53 binding; histone H3K9 methyltransferase activity. The record is from RefSeq and is a predicted model, not a curated record. Gene Ontology annotation, cellular component: nucleus. The coding region runs from base 423 to 4253 and encodes 1276 amino acids. Lineage: Eukaryota; Metazoa; Chordata; Mammalia; Rodentia; Cricetidae. The transcript is spliced from 27 exons.